AUGGCGGGGAAUGGGAACAUUCCACGGCUUUGGUGGAGCCCACUCGAUACUGGAAUUUGCGCCCUUCUAAGUAGGGAUCUCCAGCUGUUCGUAUGCUCUUCCAAUCUCGUCAAAUUCCUCAUCGGGCCCUCUAAAAGCGAAUACCAUAUCAGCAAAUCUCUAAUCGCCAGCCUAUCCGACCCCCUUCAUGCCAUCCUUUCUAAACAUCAUGAUCAAAAUUCCAGCCGUCAAGGUGGGAAAGCCAAGCCGGUCGACUGGAGCACCUUCAUCGACGAAGACAUUUUCAACCUAUUCGUGCAAUAUGCAUACAUGGGCAAUUACAAGCUACUCAUCAUGUCGUUCCCCGAACAAGACAUUUUGCAGAAACACCAAAGAUACACCGAUGCCAGGAAAAGGAACCAGAAUUCGUAUUGGAUAUACGAAAGCAGUCCCUUUGUGCAGCCACCCACACCCGGAUCAGUGUACCGACAAAUUGCGCAGAUUUGGGCAUUCGCCAUGUUCCACAAAAUUGGAUGUCUCCAGGCUAUAGCUUACAAAGACCUACGGACCGCCUUUCAGGUACUGAUGCGGCGUCCUACUGCACUUGAGGGCUGUUUUGGCCUAGAAGAAAAGGUGUACCGGGAGGUGGUGGACGUGAUUGGGUAUAUCUACCAUCAGGGACGCCGGUUCUGGGAUGAUGAGAAGAAAACACAAGGCGCACAUGACGGGAUGAGAUCGAACAUUGCAUCUUUUGCGAGGACAUAUUUUUGCGACUAUGUGGACGAGCUUGGUGGAGAAGGACCGAGAAUCGCGGUGGAUAUGGUUACUCAUAAUGCGAAGCAGAUACCUUGGACGUAA
Molecule: messenger RNA, 837 nt
Organism: Neurospora tetrasperma FGSC 2508
Lineage: Eukaryota; Fungi; Ascomycota; Sordariomycetes; Sordariales; Sordariaceae
Exons: 4
Coding region: 1-837 (278 amino acids)
Source: RefSeq, a predicted model, not a curated record